This is a messenger RNA of Peronospora farinosa, 1305 nucleotides long. NCBI's taxonomy places the organism in Eukaryota, Oomycota, Peronosporomycetes, Peronosporales, Peronosporaceae. The record is from the annotation of a GenBank genome assembly.
AUGUCGUUCAGCAGUUUCUACUCGGUGGUAAACGCCAUUAAGGACAAGUCAGCAGAGGCCAUGACGAUAUUAAGCUCAGAUCUACAGGAUUUUAAAUCUGUCGUUCAGGAGGACGUGGCGGAGCUGUCUAAGAAUGUACGACAGAACAUACAAGACGGUCGACUCAGUGUGGAACGAAAGGAAUCAGAUCAAGAAGACGAGAAAAUGCAGAAUCAGAAUCAAGACCUAGAUUGGGACCAACACUCCAAUCAGGAGGUCUGUAAUUUAUCUACGCAUUCUGCAAUGGAAGACAAGCAGGAUCAGAAUCAGGACUCGUUGACGUCUCUCAAGAAUUCGCUCUUUUCUUUGGAUAUGGGCAGCACGUUGGAAUCGCUUAAUUCAGUAGGCAGCUCAAUGCAGGGAUCACUGAACAUAGUACAAGAUUCGCUUACCUCAGUAGGUAGUAAAUUGACGUCACUGAACGUUGGUAAUAGCUUGGAAUCGCUGGAAGUCAUGGGGUCCAAGCUGCUGAAUUCAGCCGACGAAUUUCUUGGUACAUUGACUGGAGAUACAGUCUAUGAAGACGAGGAAAAACUGAGUGAAAGUGAGUUAAGUGCCAGGAGAUUCAGGGUCUUGGCACUUCAAGAAGACUCGGAGACGUACAUUGAGCCACCGCUUGAUGUCGAGACAUUCGAGAAGUGGAAACUCGUGACUUCCACGGAGGAGCUAGCGGAGAUUAAAAAGGAGGUGCUUGAGAAUUAUCCGACGGUAGGUUGUAAAUUUAAGGAGCUGGUGCCGUCCGUGGUUGGGGCAGAUGUAUUCUGGGCGCAUUACAUUUACAAGGCGUCACUGUUGGCUGCCCAGGAACAACGCGGAGCAGAUCUGCUGGAACAUGCUUUGAACGAUGAUGAAGAAGAGAUCGACUGGGAUGCCGACUCGCCGAAUGCCACGGACGACGACGGUAAGCCGAUUUUCCCCGAUGAUGAGUGUAAGGAGGAGGAGAAGGUGCCGGUGACUGCGGUCACAAACGCCCCGACCUCGUCAAGUGAUGGUGAGAGCUGGAUUGAGCUAGACGAGCGGAAGGAGUCGACAUCGUCUGGUGCCUCGUCGAGCAUCAAAGAACCGAACAGUGCCCUGGCUGACUUAACACUUAAUGAGGGGGACGAGGCGGCCGGAGAAGGCUCGCUUGAUUGGGGUGAUGACGAUGAUCUUUUAGUGCCAGAGGAGACAACUGCAGCCGUAGUGGAUGCCAAGGUUUCUAAGACGACCCCAAUUUUGCACGAAGACAGCAGCAAGCGUGGAGAAGAUUGGGGUGAAUGGGACUGA